AUGUCGAUAUCAGAUAUCCGCAGCCACCUAUGGAGCAAGAAAAACAAAAAUGAAGCUGACACUACAGUAGAGUUGGCAAAAUCAGAAUCAUCUGAUAAGAAAAUCUCAAAUUUAUUGAAGGCCAAAUCCGAUAUUGCAAAGUCAGUGGCGAAGAAGUUCCUGAAGACAAGAAAAGAAAAUAAUACUUCUGAGGUCCAGAGGAAAAGGCAAAAGAAGAAAGGCGCGAGCAAAGCAGAAGACAGUAAAGCAAUAAAAAUUGAUGUUAUGAAGUUAAAUUCAAUGGAAGAAAACCAGCAAAAGGAUGCUACGACGAGUGUGGAGCACGUAGAAAAGAAUCAGGAGAUCCAAAAGAAUGAAGAAAAUACAAGUGCAUCAGAUAACAAGGAAAAGAUUACAAAAUCAAAAUACAAUCCCAAUAAACGAAGAAGUGGCAAGGAACCUGGCCUUUCAAACAAAAAAUCGAAGAAUGAAGAAAAGUGGGAGGGUAAUAAAGGAGGGAAACAAAAUGAACAAAAGGAAAAAGACAGUUUGUCAGUGAAGAAUAACACAAGUGAUGAAAAGCGAGAUGGUAAGGGAACGGAUCAAGAACCUAAAAGAAAGAAAAUAUUGAUGGUCUAA
Hibiscus syriacus is the source of this 618-nucleotide messenger RNA. RefSeq lists its product as uncharacterized. The transcript is spliced from 2 exons. The coding region runs from base 1 to 618 and encodes 205 amino acids. Lineage: Eukaryota; Viridiplantae; Streptophyta; Magnoliopsida; Malvales; Malvaceae. The record is from RefSeq and is a predicted model, not a curated record.